This is a messenger RNA of Umbelopsis ramanniana AG, 768 nucleotides long. RefSeq lists its product as uncharacterized. Gene Ontology annotation, cellular component: ESCRT III complex; multivesicular body. Gene Ontology annotation, biological process: late endosome to vacuole transport; protein transport; endosome transport via multivesicular body sorting pathway. NCBI's taxonomy places the organism in Eukaryota, Fungi, Mucoromycota, Umbelopsidomycetes, Umbelopsidales, Umbelopsidaceae. The record is from RefSeq and is a predicted model, not a curated record. The transcript is spliced from 5 exons. The coding region runs from base 79 to 741 and encodes 220 amino acids.
UUUUGACUGUCCGCCUCCUGAUAUUCUUAACGCUUCAACCACCUACGCAAUAACCUUCCAUUUCGAUAGUCUUACAGAAUGAACUUUUUGUUUGGUUCUCGAAAGACCCCAGCUGAAAUGCUUCGGCAACAUCAGCGAUCUCUGAACAAGGCGCAGAGAGAGCUCGAUCGCGAGCGCAUCAAGUUAGAGCAACAAGAAAAGAAAUUAAUUGCUGAUAUUAAAAAGUCAGCCAAGGCAAACCAAAUGAAUGCCUGUAAGGUCAUGGCCAAGGAUCUAGUCCGAACACGCCGCUAUAUUCAAAAGUUCUACCAAAUGAAGACACAGCUUCAGGCCGUUAGUUUACGUAUUCAGACAUUGAGAUCGACACAGCAAAUGUCAGAAGCCAUGAAAGGAGCCACAAAAGCCAUGGCAUCCAUGAAUAGAAGAAUGAACUUGCCUCAAAUUCAAAAAAUCAUGAUGGACUUUGAAAGAGAGAGUGAAUUUAUGGAUAUGAAGGAAGAAAUGAUGAAUGAUGCGAUUGAUGACGCAGUAGAAGAAGAGGACGACGAAGCCGAGACUAAUGAAAUAGUAGAGAGAGUUCUUGACGAAAUAGGCAUUGAUAUGAAUCAGCAGCUCGUGGAUACCCCUGUUGGACUGGCACAGGCAACACCAGCCCAAUCCGAACGCAUCGCUCAAGCGGAAGGUAUGACCGAUGAAGAUGCUGCUUUACAAGCGCGCUUGGAUAACCUCAGGAGGGAAUGAUAAUGUAUGUGAUUGGCCUAAGCUACG